Messenger RNA from Antechinus flavipes (yellow-footed antechinus), 1267 nucleotides. RefSeq names its product neurotrophin receptor-interacting factor homolog. The transcript has 3 exons. The record is from RefSeq and is a predicted model, not a curated record. Lineage: Eukaryota; Metazoa; Chordata; Mammalia; Dasyuromorphia; Dasyuridae. Gene Ontology annotation, biological process: regulation of DNA-templated transcription. The coding region runs from base 122 to 577 and encodes 151 amino acids.
GGCGCCAUCUACAGCUCCCCCUGCAUUCCCAGGGAGCCUACAUGGCUCCUCACCGGCCGCGCAUUCUCCCACGGAGCUUCCUGUGCCAAGUGACUGGAUGACCAGUUUAUGAAAGGAAGGAAUGGGGCCUGAAGAGGACCAAGGCCUGGCCCAAGUGAGGAGCCUGGAGCCAGAGGAAAUGGCCCCUGAGAGCUGCAGACCCCCACUCCAGGAGCUGGUGAGUUUCAAGGAUGUGGCUGUGGACUUCACCCCAGAAGAGUGGGAUCUGUUGGACCCAGAUCAGAAAGAGCUGCACAAAUUGGUCAUGCUGGAGAAUGCCGAGAACUUGCUCUCCUUGGGUAAGGAGCUCUUCCCUUGGAACUCUGGAACUGCCAUCAACAGGAAUGUCACCAUCCCCUCCCUAGGGGGCAGAGUUUCAGACUUUUACCACUUCCUAGAAAGGCCUAAGGUUUGCCUCCUAUCCUCAAGAGACGGUCCUCCUGCUGCCUGGUUCUUCUGUGAAUGGUCUUUGCAUUGUAGGAACCCAGCAAUUUUGCCUGUAAACCUUAUAAAAACUAAUUGUGCCCCCUUUUACUGAAUAUGGGAUAGGAAAAGGAACCCUUUCCUCUUGGGGGGAACCAUUUUGUUGUUACAAUGUUAUUUUGAGUAAAAUGGAUACAUUUUUACCUCACUGCCCCUGGUGUAACCCAUAAAUCCCCAGCACAGGAAGUGGGUCUUUGUUCUUCCUUCAUACAUCCCCCAAAGGCCUGUAUAGAUACCAGGAGAGAAAGGGAAAGGAGGUAUUCUUUCUAUACAUUUUCUGGGAUUCAGGCCAUGUGCUCAGAGCUUCAUUCAUGUGCAUUAUAGCAGUUGAUGUUUCUCCCCUCCCCGCCAAAAAAAAAAAGAACCACAUUGUUUUGGGCUCCAUCUUUAUCCCCAUUUCACAGGUUUGGAGGCUGAAGCAAACAGGUGAAAUUACUUGCCAGAGUCACGUAGCCAGGAUAUGUCUAAACCCAAAUUUGCAUUUGGGGCUUCCUGACUGCAGGCCCGGUUCUCCCUUCUCUGUGCUUCCAGCUGCUUUUAAUAUCCAGAAAAUGGAGGCUCCGGGAUGUGGCCAUCCCACUGUGAAGGAGGCAGCAAAACCAGGAUGUUCUGAUUCCUGAUUGCUUGCAUGGCCUCCUUUCCCCUCUGCCCUGUUCUCCGGGAAAUAAUCAUCAUCUUUAAUUGCACUUGGAACCACCCAGUGGGCCUAGCAUCCCCCCUAUUCUAAUGAGAACUGUCUCUCCAG